Empidonax traillii (willow flycatcher) is the source of this 1607-nucleotide messenger RNA. RefSeq names its product C-C motif chemokine receptor 9 (gene CCR9). The transcript has a single exon. The record is from RefSeq and is a predicted model, not a curated record. Gene Ontology annotation, molecular function: scavenger receptor activity; chemokine receptor activity; chemokine binding. Gene Ontology annotation, cellular component: membrane. Bases 1 to 1257 code for a protein of 418 amino acids. Gene Ontology annotation, biological process: immune response; G protein-coupled receptor signaling pathway; chemotaxis. Lineage: Eukaryota; Metazoa; Chordata; Aves; Passeriformes; Tyrannidae.
AUGUUGGGCAUUGUCAAAUGCAUCUGGUGGAGAGGGGCAAAUGCAUGCUUUGCUGGGCCUCUCAACACAAAUUUACCAGAUGUGCUAUUGCAGGUCACCCUCCCUGGCAAGACCAGUCUGGAUUACUACAGGAACGACAGCACGGUGCUGUUCCUGUGUGGAAACCCAGUGAACAACACAGACUUUAUGUGCGACAAGGGGCAGGUCAGGCAGUUCUCUCAAGCCUUCCUGCCUGUGUUUUUCUGGUUUAUCUUCACUGUGGGCACAGUGGGAAAUGCCUUGGUCGUGCUUGUCUAUUGCAAAUACCACUUCAGGAGAAGCAUGAUGGAUCGGUACCUGCUGCACCUGGCCAUUGCAGACCUGCUGCUCCUUUUCACCCUCCCUUUCUGGGCCAAGGCUGCUUCUGGUGGCUGGAUCUUCAAGGGCUUCAUGUGCAAAGCCGUCAACAGUAUGUAUAAGAUCAACUUCUAUGGCUGCAGCUUGCUUCUGACCUGCAUCAGCUUUGACAGGUACAUCACUAUUGUCCAGGCGAUGAAAGCUAAAACUUCUAAGCGAAGGUGGCUCCUGCGCAGCAACCUCAUGUGCUUGGCUGUCUGGCUGACAGCGAUGGGCCUGUGCAUCCCAGAAAUCAUAUACAGCCAAACCAUGCAGGUGGGUGACAUAACAGUUUGCAAAAUUACAUACCCCCCGAACGUCAGCAGGAUCUUCAGGGUUACUGUCCUGGUCUUGAAAGUCACAAUUGGGUUCUUCUUCCCGCUCCUUGUCAUGGUUAUUUGUUAUGCCCUCAUCAUCAAGACCCUCCUACAAGCCAAAAGAUCCCAAAAACAGAAGUCGCUGAAGAUCAUCACCAUGAUCAUCACGGCUUUCCUCCUCUCUCAGUUCCCCUACAAUAUUGUUUUGCUGGUCAAAGCCAUCAGCACCUACACCGGGGCAGUGUACAGCUGUCAGGCUGCCGACCGGCUGGACAUCGGGCUGCAGGUCACCCAGAGCAUCGCCUUCCUCCACAGCUGCCUCAACCCCUUCCUCUACGCCUUUGCUGGUCAGCGCUUCAGGAUGGCGCUGGGCAGGAUGGUGCAAAGCAGUGGCUGCUGCCGAAGCAGGGACCAAAAGCAGUUCUCCCCUGCCUGCGACAGCCAGGAGCACAGCUCAAACUGGUCCAUUGGCAUGCUGGGGAGGCAGCGGGUGAGGAACUCCCUGAUCCUUAGCACUCACUUGACCUCCUCUGUUAUAUCCCCUCCUUGCAAAGUCCUCUUGUAAGUUAGUCCUUACUCUCUCCUCUCCAGAGGAACACGAAACUCUUUGGAAACCACCUGUGUACUCAAAGACUGUCCCAGAGGAGCAGAAAGGGUUGGUGGCCUCGUCCUUGACGUGUGCGACCCAACCGAGUGUUGCUCGCUGAAAGGAUAGGAAACCUUUGGCAGAGGGCAGCAAAGUGGAACCAUGCUUGCCAUGAGCAGAACUGACAGAGGACAAAAGCUAUCUUUGUGACAGCUGUAAAUAGCUGGCCCAUCUGCAGCUCAGACCACAGCCUGAAAUAACAAGUCUUACAGGGAGGUGAUAAACCUAGUUAUGGCAGCAACAGAGGCAGAUAAAGCAGGAUGAACCAC